UGCCCGUAAUCUCCACCCAUUUCCUGAGGUGUGAAGGAUGUCGGCGAAACGCACGGAGAGCGUUCUGUAGCCCACCGCACCCACCACCACAGCAGCAGCGUCUCUGACUGAUUUCUGCUCACAUCGACUUCUGCUUCAUCUACACAGUCUUUCGGGGAAUCGGCACGUAAGCACGGACCGGUCGAUGGAAAAAGCGAGAAGAUGAUAGUGUGAAGAGGGUGGACAUGGAAACCCGACGCUGAGUUCCUUUAAUUGUGACCAUAAGACACCAUGGCCAAACAGUAUGAUGUGCUGUUUAAACUCCUGCUUCUCGGAGACUCCGGUGUUGGCAAAACCUGUUUAUUAUGCAGAUUCACGGACAAUGAAUUUCAUCCCUCUCACAUUUCCACCAUCGGUGUGGAUUUCGCGGGAUAUGCCCCUGAGAAAGUGCAGAAGAUACUUGUUGGGAACAAGUCUGAUGAAGAACAGAAGAGACAAGUAGCUACAGAACAGGGAAAUAAGCUUGCCGAGGCUUAUGGAAUGGAUUUUUUUGAGACAAGUGCCUUUACCAACCACAACAUUACAGAGUCUUUCACCCGAUUGGCUGAAUUAGUCUUACAAGCCAAUAAGAAGGAUCUUGAUUUGUUGGGAGGAUCCAUGAAUGAUGAGUUCAAUCUGGCUGUUUUGGAGGAGCAGGAAGGAUUGUGUAAUGUUAGCGAUGACACCCGCAAGUCCUGCUGGUGCUGAGGACAGGAAGUGACAUGACUACUUUUUCAGUUGAUUUCCAUAUUUUUGUUGCAUUUACAUUUUG
This is a messenger RNA of Sinocyclocheilus grahami, 790 nucleotides long. Its product is annotated as ras-related protein Rab-15-like. Gene Ontology annotation, molecular function: GTP binding; GTPase activity. The record is from RefSeq and is a predicted model, not a curated record. NCBI's taxonomy places the organism in Eukaryota, Metazoa, Chordata, Actinopteri, Cypriniformes, Cyprinidae. Bases 271 to 726 code for a protein of 151 amino acids. The transcript has 6 exons.